AUUUCGACUCAUAUCAACAAAUAGUAACCAAGACAUGAUACUCGAAGCGCCCCGAAGUGAAGAUCAAUGCAAACGACACUCCAAGCUGCGUAAACCGCAUCCUGGCCAUUCUAUCAAAGUUUUCAUCGUAAGCAAAACUGGGUAAAUUGCUCCUGUCAACACCCAUCCAACCAGCAACUCGAACACAAAUCCAGGAACCAUGCCGGACAACACCCCCCGCAAAACCGGCGGAGGCGGCGGCGGUCGUGGCCCCCUACCACGCCCCGUACAAGUCUCCAAAAAGCUCUCCAAACUGCUCCGCCACGACGCCGAAAAAGAAGGCCUCAAACUCGACUCCGCCGGCUUCGUCAACGUGCAAGACAUCCUGGACAACCGGACGCUCAAAUCGCUCAAAGUCAGCUUCGACGAAGUGCUCGCGAUUGUGGAGGAGAAUGACAAGCAGCGCUUCGCCAUGGUGCCUCUUGAUGCUGGCGGCGAGGCCGGGGAGGGGGAGGAUGCGGGAAAGGAGCAGAAAAAGUUGAAAGCGAGGGAUUACAAGAUCCGCGCGAAUCAAGGGCACAGUCUCAAAGUGGAGGCGGAUGGCGGUCUGCUGACGCCUAUUGUCGAUGAGGCGGAUGUGCCUGCUACCGCCGUGCACGGGACCACGCAUGCGAAUUGGAUGCUCAUUGUUGCGUCUGGGGGUUUGAAGCCCAUGGGCCGGAAUCACGUGCACUUCGCCACGGGGCUGCCGGCGGGCUUUACGUCUGUGGGGGAUGCAGAGGCUGCGAACGUGGAGGUGGCGGCGCCGGUGAUUUCGGGGAUGAGGAAGUCGUCUACGGUGCUGGUGUGGCUUGAUGUGAGGCGUGCGAUGGCCGCGGGAUUGAAGUUUGGGCGGAGUGAGAAUGGGGUUGUGUUGACGGAGGGCAAUGCGGAGGGCUUGGUGCCGUUGGAGUUGUUCAAGAGGGUGGAGGAUCGGAAGGGGUUGGGGGUUUUGGUGGAGGAUGGGAAGGUGGUGAAGGAGGCGCCGGCGAGUUGGGCGGCGGAGGGAGGGCCUGGGAGACCGCGAGGGUUUGGGAAGGGCCGUGGGCACAACACGCUCAAAUGAGUUUGCGGAAGCUGGCUGGCCUACAUGAGAUAUGCUAAUCCUCCGUCCGCCUCGCGAUGCUGCAUCGCUGCGGGUACAACGGUCAAUCGGACGAACGAACGAGCCCAAAACGUCCCGGACCUCACGUCGGCUCCGACCAAUCUACCUGCUCCAACACCGGAGCAGCCCCAUUCUUCGUGUAUGACAGCUUGAGUCGAAGACGUAGCCGGGGUGGAGGAGGCUGCACGCACACCGCACUGGUUAGCAAACAUUGCAUGCAAAGUAGAGGAGAAGAGAACUCACCCCUUGAAC
Neohortaea acidophila is the source of this 1375-nucleotide messenger RNA. RefSeq names its product KptA family-domain-containing protein. NCBI's taxonomy places the organism in Eukaryota, Fungi, Ascomycota, Dothideomycetes, Mycosphaerellales, Teratosphaeriaceae. The transcript has a single exon. Gene Ontology annotation, biological process: tRNA splicing, via endonucleolytic cleavage and ligation. The record is from RefSeq and is a predicted model, not a curated record. The coding region runs from base 200 to 1084 and encodes 294 amino acids. Gene Ontology annotation, molecular function: tRNA 2'-phosphotransferase activity.